ACCAUACUGGAUUGAAUGAGCCCACGGAGGAAGACAUUAGUCCCGGCCAUCAGCAUCAGCAAAGCCAUCAACAGUCAGGAGGCCCCUGUGAAGGAGAAGCAUGCCCGGCGCAUCAUUCUGGGCACUCACCAUGAGAAGGGGGCCUUCACCUUCUGGUCCUAUGCCAUUGGCCUGCCGCUGCCCAGCAGCUCCAUCCUCAGUUGGAAGUUCUGCCAUGUCCUUCACAAAGUCCUCCGAGACGGACACCCCAAUGUGCUGCACGACUGCCAGCGGUACCGGAGCAACAUACGUGAGGUCGGCGACCUGUGGGGGCACCUGCGUGACCAGUAUGGACACCUGGUGAAUAUCUAUACCAAACUGUUGCUGACCAAAAUCUCCUUCCACCUCAAGCACCCUCAGUUUCCUGCAGGCCUGGAGGUAACAGACGAGGUGCUGGAGAAGGCAGCCGGAACUGAUGUGAAUAACAUUUUCCAGCUUACCGUGGAGAUGUUUGACUACAUGGACUGUGAACUGAAGCUUUCUGAGUCAGUUUUCCGGCAGCUCAACACAGCCAUCGCGGUGUCCCAGAUGUCCUCCGGGCAGUGCCGCUUGGCGCCCCUCAUCCAGGUCAUCCAGGACUGCAGUCACCUCUACCACUACACCGUGAAGCUCAUGUUCAAGCUGCACGCCUGUCUCCCAGCGGACACCCUGCAAGGCCACAGGGACCGGUUCCACGAACAGUUUCACAGCCUCAAAAACUUCUUCCGCCGAGCGUCGGACAUGCUGUACUUUAAGAGGCUCAUCCAGAUCCCGAGACUACCCGAGGGACCCCCCAAUUUCCUGCGGGCUUCAGCCCUGGCCGAGCACAUCAAGCCUGUGGUAGUGAUCCCGGAGGAGGCCCCGGAAGAUGAGGAGCCGGAGAACCUCAUUGAGAUCAGCAGUGGGCCCCCUGCUGGAGAGCCUGUGGUGGUGGCUGACCUCUUUGAUCAGACGUUUGGACCUCCCAAUGGCUCCAUGAAGGAUGACAGGGACAUCCAGAUUGAGAACUUGAAGAGAGAGGUGGAAACCCUCCGUGCUGAGUUGGAGAAGAUCAAGAUGGAGGCCCAGCGGUACAUCUCACAGCUGAAGGGUCAGGUAAACGCCCUGGAGGCAGAGCUGGAGGAGCAGCGGAAGCAGAAGCAGAAAGCCCUGGUGGACAAGGAGCAGCUGCGGCACCAGCUGGCCCAGCUGAAGGCCGUGCAGCUGGAAGGCGCCCGGAACCAGAGUCUGCGAGAGGAGGCGGAGAGGAAAGCCAGUGCCACGGAGGCACGCUACAGCAAGCUGAAGGAGAAGCACAACGAGCUCAUUAACACGCAUGCCGAGCUGCUCAGGAAGAAUGCAGACACAGCCAAGCAGCUGACGGUGACACAGCAGAGUCAGGAAGAGGUGGCGCGGGUGAAAGAGCAGCUGGCCUUCCAGAUGGAACAAGUGAAGCGUGAGUCCGAGAUGAAGAUGGAGGAGCAGAGUGACCAGUUGGAGAAACUCAAGAGGGAGCUGGCAGCCAAGGCAGGAGAGCUGGCCCAUGCACAGGAGGCCCUGAUCCGCACAGAGCAGAGCGGGUCAGAGCUGAGCGCACGGCUGGACACCUUGAAUGCAGAGAAGGAUACACUGAGUGGAGCCAUGCGGCAGCGGGAAGCAGAGCUGCUGGCUGCCCAGAGCUUGGUGCGAGAGAAGGAGGAAGCCCUCAGCCAGGAGCAGCAACGUAGCUCCCAGGAGAAGGGCGAGCUGCAGGGGCGGCUGGCAGAAAAGGAGUCGCAGGAGCAGGGGCUGCGGCAGAAGCUGCUGGACGACCAGUUUGCAGUGUUGCGCAGCGCUGCUGCCGAGGCGGAGGCCAUUCUGCAGGAUGCAGUGAGCAAGCUGGAUGACCCCCUGCAUCUGCGCUGUACCAGCUCCCCAGACUACUUGGUGAGCCGGGCCCAGGCAGCCCUGGACACGGUGAGUGCCCUGGAGAAGGGCCACAGCCAGUACCUGACUUGCUCUGAAGAUGCUUCUGCCCUGGUGGCAGCACUGACCCGCUUCUCCCAUCUGACCGCGGACACCAUCGUCAAUGGUGGCGCCACCUCCCACCUGGCCCCCACUGACCCUGCUGACCGCCUGAUUGACACUUGCAGGGAAUGUGGAGCCCGGGCUCUAGAGCUCACGGGCCAGCUGCAGGACCGGACAGUGCUACCAAGGGCACAGCCCAGCCUAAUGCGGGCCCCCCUGCAGGGUCUUCUUCAGCUGGGCCAGGACCUUAAGCCUAAGAGCCUGGAUGUGCGGCAAGAGGAGCUCGGGGCCAUGGUUGACAAGGAGAUGGCAGCCACCUCUGCGGCCAUUGAGGAUGCUGUGCGGAGGAUUGAGGACAUGAUGAACCAGGCCCGCCAUGAGAGCUCAGGAGUGAAGCUGGAGGUGAACGAGAGGAUCCUCAACUCCUGCACAGACCUCAUGAAGGCCAUCCGGCUCCUCGUGAUGACCUCCACCAGCCUGCAGAAGGAAAUCGUGGAGAGCGGCAGGGGGGCAGCCACGCAGCAGGAAUUUUAUGCCAAGAAUUCACGGUGGACUGAAGGCCUCAUCUCCGCCUCUAAGGCAGUGGGCUGGGGAGCCACACAGUUGGUGGAGUCGGCUGACAAGGUGGUGCUUCACAUGGGUAAAUAUGAGGAACUCAUCGUCUGCUCACAUGAGAUUGCAGCCAGCACUGCCCAGCUGGUGGCAGCCUCAAAGGUAAAAGCUGACAAACACAGCCCCCACCUGAGCCGCCUGCAGGAGUGUUCCCGCUCUGUCAAUGAGAGGGCUGCUAACGUGGUGGCUUCCACCAAGUCCGGCCAGGAGCAGAUCGAGGACAGAGACACCAUGGAUUUCUCCGGCCUGUCCCUCAUCAAGCUGAAGAAACAGGAGAUGGAGACGCAAGUGCGAGUCCUGGAGCUGGAGAAGACACUGGAGGCGGAGCGUGUACGGCUCGGGGAACUGCGCAGACAGCACUAUGUCCUGGCCGGGGUGAUGGGGACACCUGGAGAGGAAGAACCCAGCAGACCCAGCCCAGCUCCCCGGGGUUCAGCCACCAAGAAACCACCCUUGGCUCAGAAACCCAGCAUAGCCCCCAGGCCAGACAACCAGCUCAACACAAAGGACGGUGUCUACCCAGCUCAACUUGUGAACUACUAGGCCUCGAGGUGUGCAGCGGGAUGGCUGGUGGUCAUGCUGGGCCUUACGUCUGGCAAUGGUCAAGGGGCCUCUGAGAGGCUUGAACUCCUGCACCUGGGACCCGAAGCAGCCUUCACCAGCCCAAUGCGUCUUGGCUCCGUGGGGUAGUUGAUCUGGAUUUGAGUCUAUUUAUCUUAGUAGGAACUGCCCAGAGCAGCCGGGACCAGCAGGCCUGAGCCACAACUGCAGCUAACAUCUGGGACAGUGUGAAUAUUGUUAGCCCUCUCUGUCCCAGUCUAGUCCGUACACUGGGGACAGGUCACACAUGCCAGGAGCUGUCCUGCCUCUGAGCUCCAAAGUCUGAGGCUGUAAGUGGACAGAAAGAAAGGGUCCCCUGCUGGCUUUUGGGGAUGAGGGGGUGACCUGUGGCCCUUGAGGGAGAGCAGGUAGGUUAGGCUGUAUCAUCCUCUGGGGGCCUGGUGCUAGGGCAUCCAUGCUCAGAGUCCCAGGAAACCAGGCUUUGUGUGGGGGCCUGGCAACAGUGUGGCCGGGCUGCUGCUGGGCUGUGCCUGGGGCAGCCCUGGCUCAGGUGCUGCCUCUGCUCUUGAGUUUCCAUUCCCAGCCGGACUCUGAGCCACCCUCCCACUUCCUGUUUUCCCUUCUCCUGGCCUGGCUGCCUUCACCAGUAUGGCUGCUUAUCACCCACCUUCAUGGGUAGAUUUCAGUCCUCCUGAAGCUGGGAACUUUCAGCUCAGUAAGAAGCUAAAACAAACAAAAGCCACAGCCCACCUUUUGGGGGCUCAGGAAUUCCUGUGGGGCCCCCAGGUGGAGCAGCCCAAACUUGGAGGCCUGGCCUUGCCUGCCACUGACAGUUGGAAUAAAUUUGUGUUUCUUGAGCCUGUGAGGAAAAAUAGUUGCGGGUGGGGAUAUCCAGGACACCAAUAGAGACAGCAGCUGAGCUGGAUAGGUGCCCAGCUUCCCUCCAGUUGUCUGCCCUGUGCCCUGGGAAAGCUACCAACCAUGGGCCAAGGUCCGGGACUGUGGGAGGGAGCCAGUUCCUUUGCCCUGUGUCUAGUAUUCCCUGUGUUUGAAUUCCAUUGGCAAUAAAACACUGUUGUCACCAGUGCCCCAGUGA
This is a messenger RNA of Myodes glareolus (Bank vole), 4273 nucleotides long. Lineage: Eukaryota; Metazoa; Chordata; Mammalia; Rodentia; Cricetidae. The record is from RefSeq and is a predicted model, not a curated record.